UCCGGAAACAAAAAUUUGGAAAUCUUUAGAUUAUCCUCAUGGAGAAUAUAUUAAACAUUUUAUUGGAGAGGUUUUCUUAGAAAAUGUUAAAAAAGUACGAGGUGAUAAGAUAUUAGAAUGGCAUUAUGAUACCGGUAUCACUAAGACAAUGGAUGAAAUUUAUCGAGAUUCUAUAACAGUGGCCAUCAAUCUACAAAGAUUGGGUGUUAAGAAAGGUGAUGUAGUGGUAUUCUAUUCUAUGGUUAAUAGUAAAGUAAGCAGUUUAGCCAUGGGUGCUUUAAUGCUGGGGGCAGUGGUUAAUUUUUUUGAGACCACUUUUUCAAGAGAUGCUGCUAAGUACACUUUGAAUUUAUUAAAUCCUUGUGUUUUACUAUAUGAAGAAAAAUUUAAAUCUGCCAUUUUGGAUGUAAUGAAAGAUAUUAAGCUGCCUUGUUUGAAGUACCAAAUUUCUAUUGAUGGCAAAUCUGGUGUGAAUGUAGAUAAUGUUUUAUUCAAAAACAUUUCCUCCUUUACCCAAAACAACUUUCGCCUGCCAAAUUUGGGAGAUCCUUUAAUGCAAACCGCCGUUUUAUUAUUCACCUCAGGCUCAACAGGUUUGCCUAAAGCAGUAGCUCUCAGUCAUGCUCAAAUGUUACAUGGUGUAAUUUCUUUUUGGACUCAACCUAAUGGAAAAUCUUUAUUAAAACCGGAUUCAAUAAUAUUUUCUUUAAGUCCUAUACGUUGGAUAAGUCAAGUGGACUUGAUGCUACAAUCCCUACUGUUAGGCAUAAAGAGAGUUUAUGCCAGUGGUUUCUCGGCAGGAGAAUAUGGCCGAGAAGUUGUAAGAAAGGGUAAAGUGACACACUUCUUCAGCCCUCCCUCAGUAUUUAAAGAGAUUAUACUCUCUAUUGAACCAUUUGACCUAGAUGCUUUGAGUUCGGUAAAAUUUAUCUAUUUGGGUGGAGAAGAUCCUGGUCAAACUGUAAUAGAUAUGGCUAGAAAACUUGCCCCUCAGGCCACCAUAAUGCGUUGUUAUGGUAUGACAGAAUUGGCCGGAUUGGCAUGUUGUGAUCAACAUAUCAACGGGGGCUAUAUAGUGCCGGGUGUAGAAAUUAAAUUAUUGGAUGAUAACUUAAAACCUGUGGGACCUAAUGAAAAAGGACAACUGUGUUUUCGUUUUCCUAUGCCCUUCUUAGGUUAUCAUAAAAUCGAUAAUAGCAAAAUUUACUACAGUGAUGGUUUCCUUAAUACUGGAGAUUAUGGUUAUAUGGAUGAUGAAAAAGCUUUACAUGUCUUAGCUAGAUAUAAGGAUUUGGUUCGAACCAAAGAGGUUAUAUUAAUACCCAGUGAAGUAGAGAAAUUAGUUUGUACUCUCUCUAGUAUUUUUGCCUCAACAUUAGUGGGUUAUCGUACUUCCAAUACGGAUGUUGAGGAUAAAGGAGCUUUGUAUAUUGUUAAACAAUUGCAAAAUACGCAAGCAAAUGAAAAUGAAAAGCUAAAAUCGACUACAUUGAUGAUGGAGGAAAUGGCGGCGGGACAAAACCAGGAAAUAGAAAAUGAAGUGCUAAAAGUUGAAGUUAAAAAAUUACUAGAAAAACAUUUGAAAUGCAAUGAAUCGUGUAUAAUACGCCUCGUUAACAUUAUUGAAAAACUUCCACUGACGUCAUGUGGAAAAGUGGAUAAACCAGCUUUAAUUCAAUUGGCAAAAUCAUUAGAUAUGGAGUAAUUAGCGGUUUAUUGGGUAUUAAGAGGGAAAUGUUUAAACAUAUGUACCUUAACGUAGAGGAAUUUCUAGUUGGAAAAUAUUUAUUCAUUCACAUGUGCAAGUUUAAUGAAAUGUUAAGAGGAGGUUUUGAUGUUGUUCGACUUUUAAACAAAAAGUAAUACAGUAUUUGAUUAUUAUUGGUCCCAAUUGGGCUAUUAUUAUUUUUAUUAGUAAAAUAUCAUUUAGCAUUAUUUAUCGCCAGCUUUACAAACUUCACAUAUUUAAAGUUUAUUCAAUUUUUUGAAAUUUUUAUUAAAUAAAUAUUUUUUUCUUAA
This is a messenger RNA of Lucilia cuprina (Australian sheep blowfly), 2019 nucleotides long. RefSeq names its product probable 4-coumarate--CoA ligase 3. Gene Ontology annotation, biological process: fatty-acyl-CoA biosynthetic process; long-chain fatty acid metabolic process. Gene Ontology annotation, molecular function: long-chain fatty acid-CoA ligase activity. NCBI's taxonomy places the organism in Eukaryota, Metazoa, Arthropoda, Insecta, Diptera, Calliphoridae. The record is from RefSeq and is a predicted model, not a curated record. Bases 149 to 1705 code for a protein of 518 amino acids. The transcript has 3 exons.